This is a messenger RNA of Rhipicephalus sanguineus (brown dog tick), 3385 nucleotides long. RefSeq names its product hormone-sensitive lipase. The transcript has 8 exons. NCBI's taxonomy places the organism in Eukaryota, Metazoa, Arthropoda, Arachnida, Ixodida, Ixodidae. Gene Ontology annotation, molecular function: sterol ester esterase activity; triacylglycerol lipase activity. Gene Ontology annotation, cellular component: cytosol. The coding region runs from base 420 to 2735 and encodes 771 amino acids. Gene Ontology annotation, biological process: triglyceride catabolic process; cholesterol metabolic process. The record is from RefSeq and is a predicted model, not a curated record.
GUCCUUGCGUUACCGGUGGCCGGAGAGGGGCUCAGUCAGUUGCCUUUGUUUUUCUCGUGCGGGUGGAUGUGGAACCUUUGAAGAGCCGGAGGUUUUGUGAUGCCGUGGCCAAACCUGCUAAGGUCUCGGAAUGCGUGAGGAUGUAAACACUAGUAAACACUAGUGGUGACCGCAAUUGAUGCAUUAGUUCCCGCAAAGUUCAAGGCGAAGUGUUCACGUUUUAUUUAUUUUUUUACUCGUAUGCGUCAUCGGCGACUGGGACGUCCAAAGGUCUCGCCCGCAUCAUCAGAUCCGCUUUCUCGACCCCCAAGAUUCAAAAGGAAAGCUUGCUCAGCUGUUCUGUAGUUCGGCCCGUGCACACCGUGGGCCCGCGCGAUAACACGCACCGGACUUCUCGAGUUUCGCAAUAUGACUCGCGCAUGAUCAGCAGAUCGAAAAGCUCGCUUGCAUUGACGACAAUGGAUGAAGGAAAAUGCUCGGAGCUGUUGUCGCUCAUCGAGGACAAUGUGGAUUUCUUCGAGAGCGCGCAGUCGGACCUCGGACAACGCUUCUCGAACCAGUUCGGCGAUCUUCACGACGCGGUCACGCAACUUCGUGACGACUGCGCGCUGAUCGCUGGCAAGGCCCACCUCUACGAUUUCGACGCCGAAACGCCCGGCAACGGAUACAGGACGUGUCUGAUCAUAGUGAACAGGUUUCUCCCCAUAUGCAUCAAGCUCUGCCGGCAUGUUGUGGCCAGCCGGGACUCGAUGUUCUUCAGGUCGGAGUUUUACCAGAAAGAGCUGGAGGCCCAUCUCAGCGUGGUCGCGGGAAUGCAAGUGAGCGCCCAGUUUUUGCGCCGAAUGCUCGACGUUGGAACAGUGGGCGAUUUGUUUGUCGGUGAAAAGCUGAGCAUCAAGGAACUCCUAGAGGAGUACGGAUCUCUUCCUCAAGUCGGCUUCUACGGAAGACUGGCGGGCUUUUAUUUCUGCGAGUCAAUGCGGCGAAUCAUCACCGGCCUCAACAUAGUCAUGGCUUCAUUCAGCGACCAGUACCGCCAGUCGGGAGGGGCGCUUGCCCACGCUGCAGCCUCGCUCAUCAACUGUGGCAAGUACACCUUGAACCCGGAGGCAAGAGCCAAUCACAUCGUGGAUGUCACUCAGAAUGCAUCCCUGGACUUCCUCAAGGCUUUCUGGAGCCUCAACGAAGGAGAACUACUCAAGCGUGUGCCCCAAUGGAUCUGUCCAUCACUGGAUGUGUGCGAAGUGGUGACGGUGCCCUCAAAGAUGCAGAGGUUGCCAACUGAAAACGGACUGGCCUGGGUGGACAUCCCUGUGCCUUCUUCUCACCUGCCAAAGGCUCCUGUUCGCUGCCGACUGCUUUCUUAUCGGUGGAGAAAAGGACAGGAGGCAGUCACAGGCAGCCGAUGGUUUUCUAGUCCGUCUCCACCAUCCAAGGGUCUGCUGCUUCACUGCCAUGGCGGUGGGUUCGUGUCCCAAACUCCUGACUCUCAUGAGAUCUACCUAAGGGACUGGGCAAAGGACCUUGACGUACCCAUCCUAACAGUCGACUACUCGCUCUCCCCGGAAGCACCUUUCCCUCGGGCCCUUGAGGAGGUGUUACACGUCUAUGCCUGGGCUCUACUCAACCAUGAAAAGCUCGGUUGGACCGGUGAAAAUAUUUGUGUGGCUGGUGACAGUGCCGGAGGGAACCUGAUGCUGGCCCUCUGCCUCAAAACCAUAGAGCUCAACAUUCGGCGUCCCAGCGGAGUGUUUGCGGCAUAUACACCCGUCAUGCUGAGCAUGGCACCGUCACCGUCGAGAAUUCUGUGUGCCGUGGAUCCUCUGCUCCCUCUUGGCUUCAUGCUGACUUGUCUUCACGCAUACAUCGGCUGUGCCAGUGAACCAGACAUCAAACUGUGUCCCAAAGCUCCUCCAGAGAAGCCAGCCCGUCGUAAAGGUGUAACGGAAAUCGGUGCAUUCGAUUCCAGCCACAGUUCUGCAGAAACUGUUCACAUUUCCAGCAUGCCGCCUGCACCAAAGAGUGAUGUGGAUACGGGAAACUCCGAGAGCAUCUCUCCAACCAUGAAGGCCAAGAUGCCUCUGACGCGCACGAAGAAUGUUGUGCAGCUAGAAGUGGCAGGAGAACUGCCCAGCCAGUACCUCUGUCGCUUUGCGUCUCAGUGUGACGAGACGGACGCCCCGUGCCAGGCCGACCGGCACGAGGACGAACACGUGGUGCUGGAGAUGCCUGUGGAUCUGACGUUUCCGGUGCGUAAUCGGUGCUGUCGUGCAGCCACGUACUGGGUGCGGGCGCUGGUGACCGUGCUCAGUGCCAGCCACUUGUACCAGAGGCACGUGCUCGCCAACUGGGAGCUGCUCUGUGGCCAGAAUGGCAAGAAGAGGAAAGGUCUGGCCGUUCCGUGGUUUCGGAGGGCCUCGCGCUUCGACCGCAAGUUCCAGACCAUGAAGAUUCUGGCAAGCAACCCGUUCAUCUCGCCCUACCUCGCCCCAAGCUGGAUGCUCCAGAGAAUGCCACCUUGCUACUUUGUGGGCCUUCACCUGGACCCCACCUUGGACGACCUCGUCAUGCUGUCAAAAAGGUUGAAGGCAGCAAACCGCUAUGUGCAGCUUGAAAUAUUGGACAACCUCCCGCACGCUUUUCUUAAUUUUCUGCCCUUUUGCAAAGAAGCUCAUGAAGGUUCCAAGAGGUGUGUUGAGAUGAUCAAGCAGGCACUCUGUAUUGAAGUGCCAUGAUGUACAGUGACUUCUUAACUUAAGCUCUUAGUAAUCAUGCCAAAUGGUGUACAGUUGCGUGCAUUGCAUAUGCUUCUUGCAUUCCCAGUGCUGAAGGUGAAUCUAUGGCUUCUCUAUGAGCAGCAUUGCUUUAUCUGCCCUGUGACUCAAUUUUUUUUAUGGAUUUUAAUGUCAUUUUUCUUUUUACCUCAAUGCACUACAGCUGUUCCUUUAAUUUAUCGUAUGACCUAUUGUACUAAAUAUUAAUAGUGAGGACAGGUACAGGUGCACCAGGCUGGCUCUUGGUACACUUACAUAUUUUUGUAUACAUCUUGUAGAGUUUUAAGUGAACAACCUAUAUAACAAUUUGCUCUCUUGAGCAGAGGUGGGCGCUUAUGUUAUUUAGAGGUAGAAACUGUAGAGCUGCUGUGACAGCUAUGAAAUGGCACAUUUGAUUUUUAUGAGAGGUUAAUGGGAUUAAACAAAAAUAUUCUUACAUUUUUUAAAAGAAAUAUGUAUAUUUUUAAGCGCAUUACUACGUAUUUUUUUAUGUUGACCAGUAAAUGCGACAGAAGCACCAUUGCCACCUAUUGUCUACCUCACUAGCUACAAUGGCACGGCUACCUUUAUUUUUAAAAUGGUACAAGAAUAAAACAUUUUUUAAGAAAGUG